AUGAUAGACUCCGAAAACCUGCGAACAGCCUCGCUGUACAUUAACAACCAGCUGCUAUGUCGAGGACUGCUACGCGAUGGCCGACCCAUCGAAUUCGCAGACCCGGGCUACAACGAGCAUGACCUCGCAGACACCAUGGGAAGGAUCAUGGGCGUGGUGAACGACCUGAUCUUGCGCCGCGAUCGCGACGCCGAGCACCGCGAAGCCCUCUCCACGACCCUGCGCUCCGUCCGCGCCGACUCGCUCCGCCAAUCCGACAACCUCUCGCGGCUGCACGAAAAGUACACAGAGGCAGAGCGGAAGGUCGCCCUGCACGAGGCCGAAGGAGCGGCCCUGCGCUCGCAGCUGAAGGCCGCCGAAACGACCGUCCAGAAGCUGAAAGACGAGGCCAUUCGGGCGAAGAGGCUUGUCGCCGAGACGAGGGCCGCCUGCGCGAACGAGGUGCGCAAGCGGGACAGGCAGAUCGACGGCCUAAAGAAGGCCGUCACGGACGCCGGCCGCGCCAGGGGCGAGCGCAAGGGCAACAGCAUCACGACGAUCCACGUAGCGGGCGACGUCGGCGCAGAGAUCGUCAACGUCGGAGCGUCGACCAUGGAUGAGGGCUACAACCUGCGCCACGAGACGAACGGGUUCCUGGCGCAGCUGGCCAAGGGCCUGAGUGAGGAGAACGAGGCCCUCCUCUCGCUGAUCGGCAAGACGGGCGACAGCCUGAAGGAGAUGAGUGGCUGGGACAAGCAGGAGGGUGCUGGCAAGAAGGGGGAUAGCAAUGCGGUUGUGCUAGUCACGAGCCCCGAGGACAUGGCUAAUGACAUGUCCAGCGUGCUCGAGCAUCUUCGGACCAUGCUCACCAACCCAUCGUUUGUGCCACUCGAGGAGGUCGUCGUCCGGGAGGAAGAGAUCUUCCGUCUGCGUGAUGGCUGGGAGAAGAUGGAGACCCGGUGGAGGGAUGCUGUGCAUCUCAUCGACAGCUGGCGCCGUAGAAUGGCUGCCGGCGGGCCUGCGGUCGACAUGGAGGACUUGAAGAUGGGACUGCGUCUCAGCCCAGUCCGGAUUCAGAAUAUGGGGCAAACUGGCCAGAACGAUCCCUUCCAGCUAUCGACUCUUGAAGAGGAGGAAGAAGAAGAGGAGGAGGAGGAGCAGAGGAUGGGAGACGAAGAAGAGGACGAAGAGGAAGAAUAUGCAGAGGAAGGAGACGAAAUGGACUUCAAGCCAGCAGAGGCUCUGAGCCGUGAAGGAUCACUGCAUCUGGUUCCUGCUCCUGGCUAUGAGGACAUGGUGCCUGAAUACGAAGAAGGCCAAGACAAUGUCGACGACAGCGAUGCGGCAUCAAGCAUAUUCCAAGACGACGUUGAAGAUAUCGAUAUGGACGAGUUGCAAGCAUCGGAGCCGAACAUUGAGAUUCUGCAGCACUCUACCGGGCUAACAGACGACACCAACUCCAUGACACUCCCGCCACCGCCAAGGAUCACACCUCUCGAAGAAACAAUCACAUCUGGCAACCGCAAACCAUCGGCGAGGCUGACCGAGAAAUCCAAGAAACGGUCGUCAGAGCUCAUGCGAGAGACUGCUACUGACAGUGCCAAGGCACCGCCGCCACCGCCUCAUCGCGUUAAGGAGGGCGAGUCACCGCAAAAGAGGCUGAAGGUCUCCGCAGAUGCACAGAAUGACAAGCCCAGGUCGCGGCCAAACUCUGCCAUCUUCACUGAGCCCGCAACCUCACAGGACAGCCAUAUCCAGGCGAAAGCCACCCCCGAGUCUUCAGUCUCUAAAGCCUCGAACAAGACCAUUGUGAAGUCUGCACGGUCUGAUGCAUCAGCUAAGAAAGAUACACCAACGCAGAGCAAGCCUUCCACGAGAGCCACUCGGGCUGCCCAGGCCCAGGAGAAGAAAGAUACCCCAACGAGAACAAUCACCCGGCAAAAGUCCACCAGAGCCAUCGCUGCCACGAAUGCUUCAUCUGCGCGAUCCGCCGCUUCAAAGAACGAGAGCACCAAGGCACGAGCCCCUCCAGCACCAGUCAGCAGCAGAGCGGAAAUGCCUCCUCCGCCUCGACCAAGCAAAUCCACUCCAAUCAACGACAGGCCCUUACGGCCCCCGCCACCACAGCACGACGAGAAGAAGUCAUCGCCAAGAGAGAAACAGCAGCCCGCACCCAUCAAUACCCCAGCUCCUACCGAGUCGUCAUCCUCCGCCAAACGUGCCCCAGAGUCACCAAGCCGGUCCCCAGGGAAAUCCGGCUCCCGCCUGCCACUCCCCCGGAACGCAGCCCCGGCACCGCAGCAGUCGCCCCUGACCAUGGCCCGCAUAGCCGCUAAGCUCGCAGCUUCAGAGCGCGAGGCCGACGCCGCCCGCGUAAGGGCCAAGCUGAGGGCGGCGCGCCUGAACAAGGGCAGCAACGGCAGCAGCAGCGCGACGAGCCUCGCGCCAUCUGGGGGCUCGACGUCCACAGUGGCGAGCUCGCGCGUGCCGAGCGGCAGCAGCAACGUCAGUGGAGGAGACCCGACCAAGAAGGACCGCGUCGUGUCCGCCGAGUCGGCCACAACUGGCAUGAGCGGCAGCGGGGCGAGCUACAGCAUGGACGAGAACGGGCAGCGGGGCGGGGUGUCGGUGCUCGGUAGCGACGUCAACAACGAUGAGGACAACGACAACAACAACGACCACAGCCCAGACGACAGCGACGACGACCGCAAGACCGUCGUCCCGUCGCCGCGGAAGGGGGCCCCAUCGGCGUCGCCCAGGAAGAACGCGAGCGCGACUGGACCGACCAAGGCGUCAGCUGCAGCUGCUAGCCCGGCCAAGCCUGCCGCUCGGAAGCGCGAGGUGCGCAGCAGGGCGGCCAAGGCUGCGAACCGCCGGCGGAGCACGCUCAGCCCGUGGGAGCUGCAGAGCCUGAUUGCUGGUGAGGUCGUGCCGCCCACGCCCAAAGGCGCUUCGCAGCAGACCCAGUAG
This is a messenger RNA of Diaporthe amygdali, 2949 nucleotides long. RefSeq lists its product as uncharacterized. The transcript is spliced from 2 exons. NCBI's taxonomy places the organism in Eukaryota, Fungi, Ascomycota, Sordariomycetes, Diaporthales, Diaporthaceae. Bases 1 to 2949 code for a protein of 982 amino acids. The record is from RefSeq and is a predicted model, not a curated record.